Molecule: messenger RNA, 483 nt
Organism: Acanthosepion pharaonis
Lineage: Eukaryota; Metazoa; Mollusca; Cephalopoda; Sepiida; Sepiidae
Source: the annotation of a GenBank genome assembly
AUGACAAUUUGCCCAAGCCUAUUCCUCGAAUUCUGUUCUUCCCCCAGCCUCCGCGCCCAAGUCUUCGCCGAGAGCCACGCCAGCCUCCGCGCCCAAGUCUUCGCCGAGAAACCACGCCAAUUCCGCGCCCAUUUUUGUAAACAAAAUGGCCAGUCUUCAAAAUUUUUUUUUUUUUUUACGCCCAAGUUUUCGCCGAGCCAUUUCAAUUUUCGCCGUUUUCACGCCAGCCUCCACGCCCAAGUCUUCGCCGAGGGUCACACCAGCGUCUGUACUGAGGUCUUCAAAGAGGACUACCCCAGCGUCUGUGCAGAGGUCUUCAAUGAGGACCACUCCGGCGUCUGUGCGCAGUCCCAAACUUUUCGUAUGUCUCUCACUCUGUCUGUCUGUCUGUCUGUCUGUCUGCCUCUGUCUGUCUGUCUGUCUGUCUGUCUCUCUCUCUCUCUCUCUCUCUCUCUCUGUUGGAAUUCAAUCAGUUUCGUUUGA